Molecule: messenger RNA, 1838 nt
Organism: Drosophila biarmipes
Lineage: Eukaryota; Metazoa; Arthropoda; Insecta; Diptera; Drosophilidae
Product: G protein alpha q subunit-like
Exons: 8
Coding region: 478-1548 (356 amino acids)
Biological process (GO): adenylate cyclase-modulating G protein-coupled receptor signaling pathway
Cellular component (GO): heterotrimeric G-protein complex
Molecular function (GO): GTPase activity; guanyl nucleotide binding; G protein-coupled receptor binding
Source: RefSeq, a predicted model, not a curated record
AAAUACAUAUACAUGCAUAUACUCGGAAACAACACUUUUUUCCUUUUAAAUACUUUUCAACAAAUGCAAUAUACCCAUUUACUCUACGGGUAAUGGGUAUGAUUAAGAGCGCUGUAUGAUGAAAAUUUUGAUAGCAAAUAAACUAAGCUGAGCUCCGACAAACCAACUGCCGUCUAGUUUUCGUUUAUACUCAGAAUCGUGCGGAUGCGUUUUUACGUGUGCAAUUUAAAAAUAUAAUAUAUUAAUCGAAAUAUUAUUAGCUUAUAACUCAAAUUCGUUUCGUGGCAGAUGGAGGUUUAAGAUAUGGAACUUGGACUGUAUUUGAAAUUAGUUGAUUAAAGCAAUAAAGCAAAUGGAAGCUUGCUCUUUCUAUAUGUUUUUGGAUCAUUCAUGUAGUCUUUGCUUAGUUGUAAUAACAUUCUUAGCCAAAGAAAGUCUGAGACAGUCAAAGACAGACAGGUGUAGAUUAAUAUAGAGAUGGUUAGCAUGGACUGCUGUUCAUCGAAGGAGACAAGGGAAAAAAAACGCAUUAAUGAGGAAAUCGAUAAGCAAUUGCGCCUGGAGCAAAAAAAGGCAUACCGGGAACUUAAAGUUUUGCUGCUCGGCACGGGAGAGUCUGGGAAGUCCACAUUCAUAAAGCAGAUGCGUAUUAUCCACGGAAAUGGCUACUCGGCGGAGGACAGGCGUGGGUACAUAACGUUGAUCUUUCAAAACAUUUUUAUGGCUAUGCAGUCAUUGAUUAUGGCCAUGGAUAAGCUAAAGAUUUCCUAUGGGAAUGGGAAGCACAGCAAAAUGGCCGAGCUCGUGAUGAGCAUAGAGUACGAGACCGUCACUACUUUGAAGGAUCCUUACUUAAAUGCCAUCAAGACGCUUUGGGGAGAUGAUGGCAUCCAGGAAUGCUACAGACGUCGGCGAGAGUAUCAGCUGACUGAUUCAGCCAAAUACUACUUGAACGACUUAGCUCGAAUUGAACAGUCCGAUUAUUUGCCAACAGAGCAGGAUAUACUUCAAGUUCGAGAGCCUACGGUUAAUAUUUACGUUUAUCCUUUCGAAUUGGACGGCUUUGUGUUGAGUAUGGUAGAUGUGGCAGGCCAGCGUACCGAGAGAAGAAAAUGGAUCCAUUUUUUUUCGAAUGUUACUUCAAUAAUAUUUCUAGCAGCGAUAUCGGAAUACGAUCAAGUCUUGAUGGAAUCUGAAAGUGAUAAUCGCUUGAUGGAGUCCAAAGCUUUAUUUGGUACUAUUUUAUCAUUUGAAUGGUUUCAAAGAGCGUCCAUUAUUCUUUUCCUUAACAAAAAGGACAUUUUAGAGGAGAAAAUAAUGACCUCACAUUUGGUAGACUAUUUUCCGGAAUACGACGGACCACAGGAAAAUGUAACAGCGGCCGAAGAAUAUAUACUGAAAAUGUUUGAAGAUGAAAAUCCAGAUCCCAUUAAAAAAAUAUACGCUCAUUUUACAUGUGCCACAGAUACGGAAAAUAUUCGGUUUGUGUUUGCAGCUGUCAAGGACACUAUUCUGCAAUGCCACCUUAAGGAAAACAAUUUACUCUAACCUAACACCUUAAUGUCCAAAAGUUACAUAAGGGUUUUUAGAAUUUUAUGUCUUCAUAAUCCAAAUAUACUAGGUUGCAUCAACUUGUCCCUAAUUUUAUAAAUUUAAGGGAUUAAAAUGACGUUUGCGUUAAAUAGAAGGCUAAAGAAGCUAAUCUAAUUUCAAUUGAACUUUCAAUUCUGAACUUCAAAUUUGUCAAAGUAGGGGUUUCAAAUAAUGUUGUUGUUAUGAUGUUGUAUUGUAUAAUGCAUAUAAUUAUUAAGAAAAAUAUAUUAAAAAUUAAACUGUGA